This is a messenger RNA of Cryptococcus wingfieldii CBS 7118, 4710 nucleotides long. Its product is annotated as ATP-dependent bile acid transporter. Gene Ontology annotation, biological process: transmembrane transport. The record is from RefSeq and is a predicted model, not a curated record. Gene Ontology annotation, cellular component: fungal-type vacuole; fungal-type vacuole membrane. Gene Ontology annotation, molecular function: ABC-type peptide transporter activity; ATP hydrolysis activity; ATP binding. NCBI's taxonomy places the organism in Eukaryota, Fungi, Basidiomycota, Tremellomycetes, Tremellales, Cryptococcaceae. The coding region runs from base 1 to 4710 and encodes 1569 amino acids. The transcript has 24 exons.
AUGUCUUUAUCACAAUCAGAGACGGAGACGCUCCUACCGUCUGAGGUCUUUUCCCAUCACCUCGACUCGGCAGACCAGGACAGGCCUGUCAAAGUCGACGACUUCAAGAGGAACGUCAAGAUCUGCAAGGCUGUUCUCGGCUUGGUUCUCCCUGUGACGUUGGCUCUGGAGAUAUGGAACUUGGUCUUGUCGUCCGGAGAGCUCGCUGGGCUGGAGACGCGUGACCGGGCCAUCAAGGCUGCGAUAGUGGGGCAGGUAUGGAUUGAUGGCCUGGGGACGGCAGCUAUUACUUGCUUGGCCUUCUUAUACGUCGCAGCCCUCUUCAGAACCAUCACCAUCCGAACCCUCAGCCUCACUCCCGAAAUCCAACACGCAUCCCUCCACCGCGCUCUCUGCCAGCUCGGCUUCAGCAGCACCCUAUUCCUCAUAGGCCUCCAUGCCGUGCCCGGUAUCGCAUACACCAUCAUCACCCACCUCUCUCCUCCCACCCUCUCUGCGGCCCAUGGCACGUUACUCCGGCAUCUGCGUACCGCUGCCCUUGUAGCCACGCUCUUGGCUGUAGGGCUCAUGCGCAGGGGACCGAAAUUGUAUUUCCCCCCGCCUCGCUUGGGGACGGGAUUCGGGCUGAGUAACGAAAAGGAGGAGAAGGAGGACGAAGCGGGGGAAGAUGAGAGGGUGGUGAUCAAGUUGACGCCAGCGGCGGAGGAGGCGGACCCUUUGGCGUCUGCGGUCACUAUAGGCCAGCAGCAGCAUGCGAUCCCUUCAGAGCCGGCGAGUAAUGUCUUUGAUUAUGACAAUUCGGCUAUGCUUGUCUUUGUCGUGAUUGGUUAUAUGGCCCCGCUUGCGGUCCGCUCGGCGUAUGUCGACAGUCUACAACAAUCGGAUCUCCCGAUGCUUGAAGACAGGACACGCAACAGCGGGAUCGAUGAUUCAGUCUUUAGCGCGGAUCGUAAAGAUGAAGCAUUCAUCCCGGAGAACAAGAUAGGGAGUUGGCAGUUGGUCAAGCUCUUAUGGGCAGGCAAGGGUUGGACCGUGUUCAUCUCGUUUGCUUUGGAAACGACAAGAAACUUGAUCAGCUUCAUCCAAAUCGCGGCUAUGCACGAGAUCAUCGACUCUUUCAAUCAGCCCGCCGGGUCUGAUAAGAGUUAUGCGUAUCUGAUGUGUUGGGCUUUGUUCUUUGGGCAAGUGAUCAAUGUUUUGCUCUCAGCAUAUUGUUGCGUGAGAGAGAAUUACAUGCUGCACGUACCGGUCCGAAUGUCCCUAAGUUCCAUGGCAAUCCUCCGAACCACCGAUGCCAAAGCCCUUGAAGCCCACAACGUCGACGUCGACGACAAAACCCAAGACAACCGCGGCCGAAGUCAGGUCAUGAACUUGCUUUCUAUAGAUGCCAAUACUGUUGCUUCUUUGGCUACUCGUCUUUGGGAUUUCGCUAACGGUAUGACUACUUUGGUUAUUGGUACGGGAAUGCUCUACAAGCUGUUCGGCGUUAGUGCGUUUGUGGGUAUCGUAUGCGUCCCUCUAUCGACCCCUCUUUCAUGGCUGGUUUCAAAGUUGAUCUAUAAGUGUGAUAAAGAAUGGAUGCGAGCUAGAGAUGCUCGUACCGGCGCUCUGAAAGAGUUCCUUCUCGGUAUCAAAGUGAUCAAACUCAACGCUUGGGAGCCUUAUUUCGGUGCGCGUGUUGCCAAACUACGAGCACACGAAGUCAAAUGGCAGAGGUGGAGGUUCACUCUCGGUACCGCUUUCAACGUUCUAGCAGACCAGCUUCCUGUCCUCUCUCUUCUGAUUACUUUUUGGUUCCAUACGAAGGUCAUGGGAAACUCUUUGGAUGCUGCUACUGCAUUCGUCGCUUUGAGCAUCUUUGGUCGUGUAAAGGACGGCCUCCAAGCCUUCCCCCAAGUCCUCCAAAACAUCCUCACAAGCAGAGUCUGUCUCGGACGUCUCUCGCGCUUCCUCAGCCAGCCCGAAAUCGACGCCGACAGAUGGCAAAACGCUUCUCGCCGUAUCUCCGCCAACGGCGCUACUAUAACAUGGCCGGCUGCUGAUGGUAUCAAGGUGGAGGAGAGCGGGAGGUUCAAGCUGAGGGAUGUGGAUUUGAGAAUACCGGAGGGGAAGUUGAGUGUUUUGUGUGGACCACGUGGAGCGGGUAAGACGUUGUUGUUGAGAGCAUUCUUGGGUGAAGCCAAGGUGGAAAAUGGCACUGUAUUCGCACCCCGAUCACUCCCCGACGCCACUCCCGUCCUCUCUGAGGAAGAGUCUACCUGCAUCCAAUGGACUACCGAAAUGUGGCUCAACGACUCUGUUGCGUAUGCUCCUCAGCAGAGCUUCAUUCGCCAUGGUACCAUCAGAGACAAUAUUCUGUUUGGUCAGCCGAUGUGGGAGGAGAGGUAUAGAGAGGCUAUGAGGCAGGCGGCGCUGAUGGCGGAUCUGGACAUGUUUGGUGAUGGCGACUUGACUGAGGUCGGCGAGAAUGGUGUAACCUUGAGUGGCGGCCAGAAAGCCCGAGUGAAUCUCGCUCGCUGCCUAUAUUCUCGAGCUUCCACAAUCUACCUCGACGAUAUCCUCUCCGCCGUCGACGCGCACACAGCACAGUACAUCUUUGCCGAGUGUCUUCAAGGCGGUCUCCUCGAGAACCGUACCACAAUCCUCGUCACACACCACGUCCGACUUGUUCUCCCCGCUGCGGCAUACAUUAUCUCCCUCACCAAAGACGGCAAGGUAGACCAAGCCUGUUCAACCUCGGAUGUGAAGCUCGGAGAGCUAGAGCUAGAGGAUCCACCUACAUCCCCUAGCAACGACGAGGAUCUAAAUACUCGUUCCAACCCUCAGCGUAAACUGUCCGUCAAACAAUCAGACAAACAGGCCCAAUCACAAGACGUUUUCAAGAUCCCCCGAGCCUCUCGCCAGCUCUACCGAGAAGAGCACCGAGAGGUCGGUCGCGUGUCUCGAAACCACUACUUCCUCAUCUUCCGCGCCGCUGGUGGUAAGGGCUACUGGACCUCCCUCUUCCUCAUCUUCGGAGGCCUCAGGGCCAUCACCAUCUGCAGAAGCUUUUGGCUUGAGCACUGGUCUGCUGAUCCUUCGCCCGAACACCUGAAUUACAACCUGGCUAUCUACACCAUCAUUGUCUUUUUCAGUAUAUCUGUUGGCGCUUUUAGGUGGAUCUGGUUGUACGGGGUCAAGAAUGUUGGAUUCUACUCGAGAGGUAGUAGGCUCAUCCACGAUGUGGUCAUGGAGAGGUUGUUCUCGGCGCCAUUGCAAUUCUUCGAGACGACCCCUCAGGGGAGGAUUUUGAAUGUGUUUGGGCAAGAUAUAUGGAGGUUGGACAGCAAUUCGGCGGAUGCUUUCGGCCGUGACUCCCGUAAGUCUAUGAGGCCGCGUGAAAUUCUAUCGCUCAUCAUCGUGUGUCAGGCCGUAGCUCUGAUAACUCUUAUCUUCGGCAUACCUCUCUACUGGGUCAGCGGCCAUGUCAACAAAUUGCGAUCUGAUAUCCGACGCCUUACUGCCACGGCCUCCUCCCCCCUAUACUCGCUAUACAAUGAGGCCAUUGAUGGUGUCGUGAUGGUUCGGGCGUUCGGGCAAAACAAGCUACUGAUGGCUACUAUGAAGACACUGAACAACAGGGAGAGGGUGGCGUGGGUGGCGAACUGGUGGGUGAGCGCUAUGGUCAGGUCGGUGACGAGUGUUGUCAUCACUGCUACUGGCUUGUUGCUGGUAGGGCAAAACAUCUCUGCCUCUCAAGCAGGUUUGAUAUUGAGUUUUGCUUCGCUCGUGUCUUCCGGGCUAUUCAACCUCAUGGAACAGUAUUCUCAGUUGGAGCAGACGUUUGUCAGCGCUGAGCGAGUCAACUACUACAUCAACAUGCCUGAUCACGAAACAGAAGAAGGAGCUAUGCCGCCGAAAGAAUGGCCCACGAGUGGAAAGAUCGAGGUACAGGAUCUCAGUGUGCGAUACGCCUCCGACCUUCCCACAGUCCUCAACAACGUUUCGUUUUCUAUCGAGCCCGGACAUCGAGUGGGUCUCGUAGGGGCGACAGGCUCCGGCAAGUCUACUUUGGCCCUGGCCUUGUUCAGAGCUGUUGGCGAGCAAGAAGGCCGGAUCCUCAUCGAUGGUGUCGAUACUUCCACUGUCUUGUUACCCGAGUUGAGAAAGAGGCUGAACAUGGUCGCCCAAGAUGGGAUCCUGUGUUCUGGAAGCUUGAGGGAGUCAUUGGACGUCACUGGUCAACGAACCGAUUCCGAAAUAUACGAGGCUCUUCGCAAAGUCCACCUCAUUUCUGGAGAUAUGACUGAAGCGGAGACCCAGGAGAACCCCUUCACUGACCUCGACACCUAUGUCGCCAUUGAAGGAGCAAACUUCAGCCAAGGUCAACGUCAAUUGCUUUGUCUCGCACGAGCGUUACUGAAGGACUCCAAAAUCUUGGUCAUGGACGAAGCCACGUCCUCGGUCGACUUUGCCACGGAUGCCAAGAUCACGGCCACAAUCAAGGAAUGUUUCUCCGGCAUUACGAUGCUCGUUAUCGCCCAUCGUCUUGCGACGGUCAUGAGCUAUGACCGUAUCCUCGUUCUCGACAAGGGUCAAAUCGUGGAAGAAGGCAAGCCCGAAGAUCUCAUUCGCGAUCAUACAUCACGAUUCUAUGGCCUCUGUAUGGCCCAAGGAAUCGAGGAGUACAACUCACUGUUGGCUAUGGUGUCCGGGGAAGAGCUGAAUUAG